This is a messenger RNA of Trachemys scripta elegans, 2364 nucleotides long. RefSeq names its product phosphodiesterase 6C (gene PDE6C). Lineage: Eukaryota; Metazoa; Chordata; Testudines; Emydidae. Gene Ontology annotation, molecular function: 3',5'-cyclic-nucleotide phosphodiesterase activity; protein binding. The coding region runs from base 143 to 2206 and encodes 687 amino acids. The transcript has 22 exons. The record is from RefSeq and is a predicted model, not a curated record. Gene Ontology annotation, biological process: signal transduction; visual perception.
AGUGCCUGGACAAAACAAGGAUCAACUUCUCCUGGAAACCCUUUCUGUCCUCCUGCUUUCCAAUGGAUUUCCAUCUAUUGCACUAUAAAAUAACCAUUUUUCUGACUUUGUGGACAAGCAAACUGGUUACACAACUAACUGCAUGCUGGCAACCCCUAUUAUGCAGGGCAAGGAGGUGCUUGCUGUUGUGAUGGCACUUAACAAAAUAAAUGCCCCCGAAUUCUCUAAAGAGGAUGAAGAGGUCUUUAAGAAAUACCUCAAUUUUGUUUCUGUUGCCAUAAAACAAUACCAUAUCACAUAUCUCUACAAUAUUGAAACCCGAAGAAGUCAGAUGCUUUUAUGGUCUGCCAACAAAGUAUUUGAAGAACUGACAGAUAUUGAGCGACAGUUUCACAAAGCACUGUACACUAUUCGAAUUUAUUUGAACUGUGAAAGAUACUCUGUUGGUCUGCUGGAUAUGACCAAAGAGAAGGAGUUCUAUGAUGAAUGGCCAAUCAAGCUGGGAGAAGCAGAGCCUUAUAAAGGACCAAAAACACCCGAUGGCAGAGAAGUCAUCUUUUAUAAGAUUAUUGAUUAUAUUUUACAUGGAAAAGAAGAAAUCAAAGUCAUUCCGUCACCUCCUGCAGAUCACUGGUGUCUUGUAAGCGGGUUGCCAACGUAUGUUGCUGAAAAUGGAUUUAUUUGUAACAUGAUGAAUGCACCAGCAGAUGAAUAUUUUUUAUUUCAGAAAGGGCCUGUGGAUGAGACAGGCUGGGUUAUCAAAAAUGUCCUGUCUUUGCCUAUUGUCAACAAAAAAGAAGAAAUUGUAGGAGUAGCUACAUUUUACAACAGAAAAGAUGGAAAACCCUUUGAUGAAUUUGAUGAACAGAUCACUGAAAGUCUUACACAAUUCCUUGGAUGGUCUGUUUUAAAUACUGACACCUACGACAAAAUGAAUAAGCUUGAAAACAGGAAAGACCUUGCUCAGGAAAUGCUCAUGUACCAGACAAAGGCCACCCCUGAAGAAAUUCAGUCCAUAUUGAAAUACAAAGAGAAAUUAAAUGUAAACAGUACUGAAGACUGUGAUGAGAAAGCCCUCCUCAAGAUUUUGAAAGAGGAAUUACCUGAUCCAAAGGAAGUGGAACUUUAUGAAUUCCGCUUCAGUGACUUUCCCGUUACAGAGCAUGGCUUGAUUAAGUGCGGAAUACGAUUAUUCUUUGAGAUAAAUGUGGUUGAAAAGUUCAAAGUCCCCGCAGAGGUACUUACAAGAUGGAUGUACACAGUCAGAAAGGGUUAUCGGGAUAUAACUUACCAUAACUGGCGGCAUGGAUUCAACGUGGGACAGACAAUGUUCACCUUACUAAUGACAGGUAGACUAAAGAAAUACUAUACCGAUCUAGAAGCCUUCGCCAUGGUUGCAGCUGCUUUCUGCCAUGACAUUGAUCACAGAGGGACCAAUAAUUUGUAUCAAAUGAAAUCAGCUUCUCCAUUAGCAAAACUUCAUGGAUCUUCCAUUUUAGAAAGACAUCAUCUAGAGUACAGUAAAACUCUGCUACAAGACGAGAGUUUAAACAUCUUCCAGAACCUAAAUAAGCGCCAGUUUGAAACCGUUUUACAUUUAUUUGAAGUUGCAAUAAUAGCAACUGACUUGGCUUUGUAUUUCAAGAAAAGGACUAUGUUUCAAAAGAUUGUGGAUGCAGUUGAAAAAAUGCAAACAGAAGAGGAGGCAAUUAAAUAUAUAUCCAUCGACCCAACCAAAAAAGAAGUUAUCAUGGCUAUGAUGAUGACUGGUUGUGACUUGUCGGCUAUAACCAAGCCGUGGGAGGUGCAAAGUCAGGUUGCCCUUAUGGUUGCGAAUGAAUUUUGGGAACAAGGUGAUCUGGAGCGAACUGUGUUGGAGCAACAGCCAAUUCCUAUGAUGGACAGAAACAAAGCAGAUGAAUUGCCUAAGCUUCAAGUUGGUUUCAUUGAUUUUGUGUGUACAUUUGUAUACAAGGAAUUCUCAAGGUUUCACAAGGAAAUUACACCAAUGUUGGACGGUCUUCAAAACAACAGGGUGGAAUGGAAAACACGGGCUGAUGAAUAUGAAGAAAAGAUGAAAAUUAUUGAGGAAGAAAAGAAAAAGCUGGAAGAAGCAGCAGCCAAAAAAGCUGAACAAGACGCAGCGAAAGGUGGAGGAGGUGGCGGAGAUGAUGAUGGCAAAUCCAAAACAUGUAUAAUUUUGUAAUGCAUUUCAAUGACACUAAAAGAAUCUCAAAGUCUAUGUUUCUGCUACAGGAAAAAUAAAACAAAACAUCUAGAAAGAACUUCAAAAAGCCUCAGUGGAUUUCUGCAAAGCAUAGGGUAGCAUAGGCCAAAUAAUCCUCUUAAACAACUGCCAUCUAU